CCACCCAUGCACAAACCGAAACCUGCAGGAGCCUGCUGCAGUUUGCAAGAAGGAGCUGGACACUUCAUUGUCAAUCUUGGCUUGAGAGGGCAGACAAUUAUCUCACGCCUUUCUCGAACAAAAAUUGUUCUAGGGAUGGUGCAAAUUUGAAAUAAGUUGUUUUUAAGAAGACACACGCCGCCGAGGGUGCGCGAUGGAGCGCCUGGCGCGUGAGGCGUACAUGGUGGGCACGGAGUGGGAUCAGUAUGACGGCGUGUUUGCACUGGACUGGCAAUUCGACACCCUUGAGGCAGCAUUUGAGGAAGGUGGCGUCCUGCAUGGGCAGAAGGUGUGGGUGUUUGGAGCAACGGAGCCGCAGCUCGUGGAGUGGAAGGGGAUGCACCGCGUCGUGCAGAUUCCGGCGGUGGUCGCGGUGACGGCGCCAUUCCCCCCCACCACCAAAUUGGGCAUUAAAUCGGUCCAGAUGGAGCAGGAGAACAUUGUGAACCUUAAGGAGAUGAAGAUGGACUGGGUGCCCUUUAUCCCCGACGAAGACGAGUACCGUACUCUGGAGCGGCUGCACUCUCAAGUCUAUGUGCUCAAGUGUGUCCAAAGGAGGGCGGCACUGAAGCAGCUUAAGACGGAGCGCAUUAAAAAGUACGAGUACUGCCUCCCGUACAUCUCGAUGCCCUGGAAGGAAGAGGCGACUGAGGACGACACCACGGUCAACCUCAUGUACACGUACGGCGACGAGAAGACCACACCACCUGUGGUGUGCGAAUUCGACUGGACAAUGGACGAGGCCGAUGAGUUCGUGGACGACCUUAUCAAAGAGGAGGCUCUGCCCAAGGACGAGCGUCAGGGGUUCCGGACGUAUCUCGUGGGGGAGGUGAACGAGGCCAAGCGGAAAGUCCGGGAGGCCAAGGCGGAGCGGCAGCGCGUGAUUGCGGAGAUGCCGGCGGAGACGCGGGCGGCCAUGGAGAACAUGCGGUUCUUCAAGUUCUACCCCACGCCCUCCGACGACACGCCCGACAUUGAACAAUACAAGUCUCCCUUCAUCAACCGGUAUUUCGGCAAAGCUCAUCAAGUGCUCUGAGAGGGCAGACUGGAGCAGGCCUUGCUGUCAGGCCGCGCAGCACCUGCAGCUCGGGGGUCCAGGACAAGAGGGCAAAGCUGACUGCUGCAGAUCCGACCUUGAAGCUGGAUCCAAUUUUGAAGAUUUAUUGAGUCAAUCUGAGUUACAGGAGUGGCAGCUGCGGAUAAGUGGUAGAAAAUUGAAAAGCGAUAGAUCGAGUAGGACCUUGAUUCAAAUAAACCAGACGGCAGUUUAUUCAAAUCGUUUGGAGAUUCUUUUGACUGCGCUGUCCAACAGUAAAUGAGGACAUAAUAAAUGCAUUAUUGAGUAUCAGGUACAAUUGCAAAUGGAAACAGUGACGAUCGAGUCAGACUUACAAGAGCAUGUGCCAAAUUCGUUGGAUAUAUGCAUGAUUCAGCCUUCAGUACUGCAAACCAUCUAAGC
This is a messenger RNA of Klebsormidium nitens, 1498 nucleotides long. The record is from the annotation of a GenBank genome assembly. NCBI's taxonomy places the organism in Eukaryota, Viridiplantae, Streptophyta, Klebsormidiophyceae, Klebsormidiales, Klebsormidiaceae.